GUACUUCCUGUCUUUGGUCAAAGAAGAAUGGGGCAGGACAGCGCAGCCAGCGACUUGAGUACUUUUCUUCCUGGGAGUUUCAUGCUGCGCAGCUAAGAGAAGCGAAAGAAGUGGACAAGAGCCUGCAAAAAUAUUUGUUUGAUUUAUGAGAAAGCAGUUCAGUGAGAUCGGCUUCUAGAGUAUAACAAGGCACAAGGGGGUUGAAGGAGGAGGGGACAAGAUAAGUGUCAAUCUGUUGAGACUUGUUUGGGAAUUUGAAGAAGGAAGGAGGUGGGGAGAGCCAGAGAGAGGCAGCGAGAAAGUGGAGGAGAGUUCAGGCGUAAACAUUUGGCUUUUUUUCCGCCACUCUUAGAUAAGCAGCUUCAUUUUGGAAAUAUGCUUGAGAUUAAAUAAGUCACCACGGACAAGGUGAAAGCAAAAAAUGCAGACUUGUGUGUUGUGCAAUCCCUAUGCUUGAGAGCUGAGCAGGACCGGGGGGAGACCAGCUCUCCCCACGACUUCACAUUCAGGUUCUCCAAAUUAUGGUACCAUGGGGACCAAAAGGCCAAAUUGCACCCUCUUUGACAAUUCAUCAAAUAUAAAGACGUGUGACCGCAGCCUUCAGCCAGGCGGAAGAAUCUCCAGGGAUCCAAGUCCAAGGCCAGCCAUGACUGCCCAGGCAGAGUGGGAAAGCGGCCGAGACAAAGAGGGACGGCGGGAUCGGGAAGGGGAGAAAAUGAAAGACAAGCCCAGGUACAGAGAUACAGAACCCCGUGAGAGAUACUACGAGCGAGACCGAGGUCCAAAGACCAGGCCGAGGGAGGCUGGCCAAGAAAGGAGGCGAGACGAUGAAAGGAAAAAUGGGAGGCCGCUGUCAAAUGUCGAGAGCGUCAUUGGGCGGGAGAUGGAAUGGAGCAUGGGGAAAGGUGACACAUUUCCCAGGAUGAGAAGAAGUCGCGAACGGGAUGAAGGACGCGAGCAGAGGCGCCAAAGAGACAAGCCGAGAAGGACCGAGGCGGACGACUGGGAGCGCGAAAGAGAUCGAACUCAUCAGAGGGAGCGAGAAAGAGGCGAAUGGCGAAACUAUGAAAAAUCCCGGCAACGAUAUCAAGAGUCCAACCCUCCUCCCAGAGAAAACAGGAAAGACAUGGAGUCAAGAAGAAGAGAAAACGUGGGAGGCAAGGAGGCCAGGAUGCCCUCACCGCACAGUCGGAGAGACAGGGGGAUGUAUCACGACAGCGAGAGGGCCUACAAGACAGCCAGAGGGAGGGGCACGAGGAGCGAGGGAGACAGCGAUGACCGAGACAGAAGGCGGCAAAAAACGAGGGGCAGCAGAGAGCGGGAGGAGUUGACAUAUCAACACAGCAGAAGUGAGGGGGACAGCAAGGGCAGCUCAGCAAGGGAGCCGGACAGACACCGGCACAGAGACCGUGUCGGGACGGGGGAGGAGAGGGACAGACAUAGGGAGGACGGUGGGAGAGUAGCGUGGGAGGGGGGGGGACAGUCCAGAGACAGGAGAGAGAAGGAGCACUACAGGGCGCACGGGCCGAGGAAGGAAAGGCAAAGACAGGAAAGAGAGGCUGACCCUAGGGGGGAUGACACAACCCUCAGGGAGGCGGCCUCGAGGGCGCCGCCGAAAUCUCAGAGUAGUGGUGAGUGGAGCAGCGAUAUGGACAAUGACACGCGACGCAGGCGAGGCAGAGAAGAAGAGGGGGAGUCGGGGAAGGACAGCCAGCGGGACGACAGGAGGAGUGCAAAGAGAGAAGAGCAAAGGAGAAGUGAGAUAGGCAAAAAUGAGAUGGAGCAGAGACGGAUGUGGUUAGAACCAGCGAGGGGCAGGAACAGCCAACAGUCGUCUCUGGAGGAUGACUUUGCAGACAGAGAGAAGCCCGGCGAGUGGAACGAGGGGAGGGAGGCACAGGCAGGACCAGUUGAUAGUCGGAGACGGGAGGGGGUCAGCGUAGACGGGGAAGAGGAGGUCCCAGGGGAGUUAGAUGGCAGCCAUGGAGGUAUGGGGCUAAGCUGGCAGAGGGAUGCAGAGAGAGAGAGCAACAGCGAGGAGAGCGAAAGGGGAAGUGAGACAGGGUGGAGGCCAGAUAGUGAGCGAAUACACUCAGGAGAGGACGGCUUCGUGACCGUGUCGAGCGGCGGUGACGACGAGGACGAGCGAGAGGAGUUUCUGGACUGUCAGGACUUUUGGGGGGGGCGGGGUUUCGAGAGACACUCCUCCGACUCUCGGACGUGAGCCGCAGACGAGGGAGGAAAAUGCUAAUGAGGAAGAACCGGCUGGGAAGCCCAAAUACGUCUUCUGCGUGAUCGGGCAAACGUUAGAACGAGCGAAGACUGACAGGAUGUCGCCGUCAGUUGCUGAGCAGGAGGAAGAAGCCGAAAGCCGCAACCUCCUUUCGGAAAGCAGCGAUGAUGUCAGCUGGCAACCUCCUGAUGACCUACGCCCGUCACCGAUGAGCAAUGAUGAGCAUGUGAUGAACAGCCAACGGGAGGCUGACGGGGACAACAACAGGUGUACAGAGGACAACCAAGAAACGCUUUCUCCGCAAGACAUGAAAGCGAGGAAAGCGGAGCACCCGUACGCCGAAAUUGGGCCUUUUAAAAGGGAUUCACAGACUGAAAAACUCCUCAUGAAGUGGAGGGAAAAGAGUAAAGAAAUUGUAGAGAGGGAAGGACCGUCUCCUCCCCCGAGGAAUCCUUACGCCGAUGUCUACUCACAGCUGACGUUUGAGCAAAUUCUGCCUGCCUUAGAAGGACUCAACGUUGAAGACAUGAGCCCAGAAGAGAAAGAAGCCAUUCGCAUCCGAAUGAGCGGCGCGUGGAGCAUGUCAGAGGAGCCGAAGCGUCAUUCACAAGCCCCUCACCUUAAGUGGGCCAAAAACGUGGUAAGGGAGAUCCUGGGACACUCGGGCGAGGACCUGACAGAAGACCCCGGCUCGGGAGAGCGAGGACCCGCACGGACCGAGACGAGCCGAGCGGACGAGGUUGCGCAAGGGACUGCGGAAAUGCACCUCAGGAAACCGAGAGAGGACGAGCCGCAGUCCGAACCCGAGCUGGAGCUGGAGGAGGAUGUGGAGGGACUGAGAGGUAUGGGGCAAGGCCAGGAAGACAUGCAUGCUCACCGGCUCUCGGCCAUGCAUGCUGACACAUCCGCGUACACUCGCGCUGACACAUUGGUUGACACACGAGGGAAGGAGGAUCCAAACUCGGCCGUGGAUAUAGAAUCUGAGCCUCAGCCCGAGCUGCGGUCAGAGAAGGUAGCCGUGAAAAUGGCCGAGGAGACAGACAACGAGGUAAAGAUGUCAGAGACUGAGAAAGAGGCGAGCAGACAGAAGGAAACGGAGAUAUAUUUGAGCGUGAGCAACACGCUGUAUAAGCCGAGCAGCUGCCCCAUUCUCAAUUAUCCGUCUCAAUUGGAUCUCCUCCAACCCUCCACAGAGGGUAAUGAUGAUGAGGUAGAUGAUGAAGAGGCAGAAGGCAAAAGGGAGGGGCAGGAGACAGGUUCGCUGCAGGAUCAGGACUCAUCAAGUGCAGAGUCAGAACCAGAUGAGCUUAGCACAGACGGAGCAGACCCGGAAGCAAGGAAACGGGGAGGCGCCGCUCUGACGAGCACCUCCAGUUUCCGGGACUUGGGUUCCGAGGCCCGUUUGAGGAGACGGGGCAUCCGUAAGACCACCGAAAGAAGAAACGAGGUGCUUGUAGAGGUGGAAGAGGAGGAAGGUGUUGCCGGCGAUCGCAGAACUCGAAUAUUCACUACAACAGACGAGGAUGAUCGCUGUAAAAGCUGGGGAGAGGUGGACCUGAGGAACGUUUUGGACACAAUUGGGAGACGGAAAAGGAAUUCAAAGUUUUUCAAUCGCGCUCAACUCUACCAGCAGUACAGCGAAGCGGCCCAGAACUCCGAAAUCCUGCGCCAGUCUCGCUCCGAUAUCCUCUCGGUUGGCGAGGACAAUUCGGCCUCUCCGGCCGCGUCGCCGCCUCCGGCCCGCCGACCUCUCCCGCCGCUGCCCCCGGUCCCGCACCCCCACUCCCUGUCCCAUGCGGGCUCUGUCACCAGCGUGAGAAGUUUGCCUCUGCCCGAGCCCCACAGGAGCGAGGGCAGGCCCUCGUCGCCGCGCCUCUCCAUCUCGCUCACGCAGUCGGCCACGCUGUGGCGAGAGCUGCCGGGAGUCAGGAAUAGCAACGAGCUGGAGGACCUCACGGAAGACAAGAGGCGUCUUCAGGAGGUGCGAUUUGAAGUGGUGACAUCUGAGGCGUCCUACUGCCGCAGUCUGGACAUCGUGGUGGAGCAUUUUGUCAAGUCCAAACAGCUGGGGUCGCUACUGACCACCCAGGAUCGCAACUGGCUCUUUUCCCGGCUAGCCGACGUCCGCGCCAUCAGUCACAGUUUCUUGUCAAAGCUGGAGGAGCGGCUGGAGUCUGACAUUAUGCACUUUACCGUGUGUGACAUCAUCGCCCGCCACUGCCAGCGCUUCAAGAUGGUUUACGUUCCCUACCUCACCAACCAGUCCUAUCAGGACGCCACCUACCAGAGACUCAUGAAUGAGAAUCCAGGCUUUAAGCGCAUCGUGGAGAAGUUGGAGAGGAGUCCUGUUUGUCAGAGACUCCCCCUUCGUUCCUUCCUCGUCCUUCCAUUCCAAAGAAUAACACGAAUCAAACUGCUGGUCCAGAAUAUCGUGAAGAGAACAACUGCGGGCACCCCAGAAGCGACGCAGGCUAUUAAAGCUUUGAGACUGUUAGAAAAGCUGAUCCAAGAGAGCAACGACAGCAUCUCCCAAAUGAAAAGCAUCGAGUCGUUGGUGUGUCUCAGCGCCAAGGUGGACUUUGAGUGCAGGACUCUUCCUCUCAUCAGUCAGUCUCGGAGGUUGGUACGAGAGGGACUGGUCACCGAACUGAUGGACUUCUCCCUAAAGGACACAGAGAGGAAUAUUUACAUGCACCUCUUCAACGACUACCUGCUGGUUUCGCAACAUAAAGAGGGGGGGCGAUUUACGGUGAUCGACCACGCUCCCGUGGAGGAGCUGCGAGUGGAGAACUGCCGUGUCAAACUUCAUUCCCUGCAGAAGAACCUUUUCAGGCUCCACAUGUCCAGCAAGUCGCUGCUGCUAAGGACCGACACACAGAGUGAUAAGCUACGCUGGAUAUCCGCCCUUUCACGUCCUCACCCUGAAGUGGAUUUUUCUUCAGCUCAAGAUUUCCCACAGAUGCAGUGUAUCAGAGCGUUUGUGGCCCAGCAGCCGGAUGAGUUGUCGUUAGAAAAAGCUGACAUCAUACUGGUGCACCAACAAAGCAGCGACCAUUGGGUCGAGGGCACCAGACUGUCCGAUCGGCAUCGCGGAUGGGUACCGGACUCGCAUUUGGAAUUGAUCGGCAACACCAGGGUCCGACAGCGCAAUCUGUCAGAUGCCCUCAAGCUCACGACGGCCACGGCCGCGGUAUGAGCGGGACAGAAAGCGACAGACUCAUGCAUCCGCUUGCCUUACAUUUCCUCUUGGGAUGAUUUGGAGAGUCUCUGUUUCUGAAUGUGGAUUCCUGCCUUUUAAUCAAAGACAUUGGAGCAAUGCAAGACCACAGUAGAUGAGGCCUGGACUUGUGGACUCUAUGAUUUUUUUUUUUUUAUCCUCAUCACAAACUGUGUGUGGUUAUAAUAUGUGUUUUCAAAAGCAGAAAUAUUUUCCCAAGAAAUGUUAUGAGGAAAAUAAUACAUCUGUAUAUCUAUUCGAGUGGCAUAGAUGAGUUAAGCGCGCAUGUAUUAAUGCAACGCGAGCUCCUGCAUGCAGGAGACCUUGACAGCGCUCAAUGUAAAAAAAAUGGCAACUUCUUAAAUAUACAGAACGUUUUAGGGACACAGUGAACAUGUUUCAAUAAAUUCAAAUUUCAAUCACGCA
This is a messenger RNA of Syngnathus acus (greater pipefish), 5876 nucleotides long. RefSeq names its product Rho guanine nucleotide exchange factor (GEF) 5 (gene arhgef5). The record is from RefSeq and is a predicted model, not a curated record. Gene Ontology annotation, cellular component: nucleus; cytoplasm. NCBI's taxonomy places the organism in Eukaryota, Metazoa, Chordata, Actinopteri, Syngnathiformes, Syngnathidae. Gene Ontology annotation, biological process: intracellular signal transduction; activation of GTPase activity. Gene Ontology annotation, molecular function: protein binding; guanyl-nucleotide exchange factor activity. Bases 2331 to 5429 code for a protein of 1032 amino acids. The transcript is spliced from 15 exons.